This is a messenger RNA of Cantharellus anzutake, 1824 nucleotides long. RefSeq lists its product as uncharacterized. The record is from RefSeq and is a predicted model, not a curated record. Lineage: Eukaryota; Fungi; Basidiomycota; Agaricomycetes; Cantharellales; Hydnaceae. The transcript has 6 exons. The coding region runs from base 1 to 1824 and encodes 607 amino acids.
AUGCCUGUAUCACUAGCAGCCAACAUUCGGUCACCUACGGCUACCAUUACUUCCCUUUCCUUGACCACUGCUGGUGAAUCCAGUUUCUGUGAGCCACCAUCGAAUCCUGAAGCUGGUGAGCAGAGCACCAAGGCCAAGCCGGACACGGCACCAGCUCCCACUGCCCUUGAUGAGCAAAAUCUCCAUAAAUCACAGCCAAACCCUGAAUCCAGUGAGCAGGUCAGCAGUGAGCCCGACACUACAGGUGGACCCAGUUGCCAUAGUCCGCUACUCAACAAUUUUGAGGCCAGCGAUCAGGCAACUCACCCUGUUGGCAGCACUGGCAGCCUCCCUAGCAGCACAAUUGCCGAUAAUACUCCCCUUGUUGGCCAAACUGUUGAUGGCAAGGCUGGCGGGUUUGAUGAUGAUUCCAGAGAACUGAAUUUGAUUGGGGACCCCUCCAGGGUGAACGUGAAUUACCCGGAGCUUGAGGAUGUUGCGGCAGCCAAGAUGGAUCUGAUCAAUUCCUUUGAUGAUCCUGAGGCAGAUGUGUCUCCCCUAGUGGCUGGACGUUACUCAAAGGUGGAAAUUAAGGAGCUAGAUGCUAUUUAUCAAUCCUUCCUGACUUCCAUCAAUGACUGGGCUGAGAGUCGACAUCACACCAUCACCUCCACACUCAAUCAUAUCAGCCUUGCUUUUGCUACCCAUGAACGCCGUGCUUCGGGGAACCCAUGGAAUGCAUACCUCGAACUCAACCCCAAUCCAGAUUCCAGCAUGUGUUAUGACCAGUACAUUCAGAACAUUGCUCGGCCCAACUAUAACAAGCUUACUCAGGAUCAUGGUGGAAAGGGCAGCCAGGGCUGGCAGGCUAAGGACCAGGGGGGGAUGAUAAAGCAGAUUGUCAAGAGCUGGAAGCAGGAUUCUGUUGCAGCACAUUUCGCUGGCAUUCACAUGGCCAUGAUGAUUCUUCCAUCCCAUAAGGCUGCUUCCGACAUGGGCACCUUCGAGUCCAAUUCACCACAUCUGCACCAAUUUAUCACUAGUAAGCUCGGCAAGGAGACUACAUUUAUCCCCAAGCUACACAGUAUAAUUUUGGGUGUUGAUGCACCGGCUACAGAAGCCGUGGGACAGGACAAAUUAAGGUCCAAAUGUCGGGAAUAUUUGUGCCAGAUCGCGGAGCAAGCCAGCAUGCCCUUCAAAAAGAACUUCCAGUGGAACCAGUUCAUUGCUUGUUCAAUCCGGCAGGGGAAACAGCUUAAAAAGAUAGACACCUGGGAGAUGCUGUGGACUUCCUGCACUGGAGCCGAUAAUCAACCUAAGCUUUUCAUACAGUCAAGGCCUUCUGGAAGCGACGUUAUUGUUGUUGCUGUUAAUGAGGAGGCCAUAUUGUCAUCCGGUGAUGCGGGUGUGUUUUUGCAAAAGCUGAAGCGCACUCGAAAAGCCAUAACUCUUGUAGAGGAUUGUGAGGAUGGAAAGAAGGUGGCCAAGCGUCAUAGGGUGGGGUCUGAAUGUGACCGCUUUGCUGGGUCUGCAAAUGGUGAAUCUUUUGCUCCCCAGGAAGAUCGCCGAGUCUCUUCUACUAGUGUCUCGACUCUAGUGGCAGAAGAACCAUUGCCUAGCAAUGCUGGACUUGUGGGGUUCCCUCCCAUCUCCAUCCACAAUCCCGAUAUCUUUGCAUCUCUCCCUGGCCCCUCGAACAGCCUGCCUGCCGGUACUUUUCAUGGCAUGCCAUAUGGACUGGUUUCAACCCCAGCAAUUCCACCUUUCAGCUACCCAUUCAUCCCUCACCAACACCAUUUCCCACCUAUGAUGGGUAUGGAGGUGCCAGACUUUGUUCAACUUUAA